This is a messenger RNA of Prorocentrum cordatum, 3330 nucleotides long. The record is from the annotation of a GenBank genome assembly. Lineage: Eukaryota; Dinophyceae; Prorocentrales; Prorocentraceae.
CUACUACUCCCUGGACGCCAUCAGGGGAAGAGGGAGAGUAGUAUUCAUAUUGAGUAAUUGUGGAGGGGUGGGAUGAAUAGGGUGACCAGCAGGGAGGAGGAGGACCGCCUCCUCCGCGGCCGCUCUUUGCCUCGUGUCGCCCCACUUGUGCGGCAGUUCUUUAUUGCGACCCAGUUCAGGCUUCGCGCGCGCUGCGAGACCGCUGGCGCCGCGACAAGGACAGUUCUGUUUGCUGUGAUGGGGGCGCAGGGGACUUCCCCGUCGCAGCCCCGUUCCCGCCUGUCCCUGGCGCUGGCGCUGCGCCCUGGUCGCGGAGGAUUGCCCUCGGCGCCCUGUCUUCGCUUUCCCGCCACGCCUGCGCUGGUGGUCCUAUCCCGCGUUGCCUUUCGUCCUCGCCGGUCCUGCCGGUGGCACUUCGCCUCGCCUUGCCCGUCCAUGUACGGUCGCCACUGGCCUGUUUGUACCAUGCUCUCGUCUCUCGCCCCCCAUGCUUGGGUGUGCGCAUGGCAUGGUUGAUCCCCUCGUGUGGAUCCCUGCCGUAUCUUCUGAUGGGCCGGCCGUGCGCGUCCUUCGCUUCUCGCUCUCCGACCCGCUACGCGUCGACACUGCGCGCGGGGCCGCGACGCCAAAAAGUGGAUUCGCAGGGCGCGCGAAUUUUUCUCGAAGUGAUCGGUUGAUUGCGAGUUCGGAUGCAUGUGUGCGGGCUUGUGCUGCCAGGAACUCUGGUCGUGCUUGUUGUGUAUCGGCGCGACCGUGAAUGCGUGCUACAGUUUGUGGUCGCAAUUUAUUUGCUUUUUCAUCAUCUCAGCGUUCACUCUUGCACUUAUGGUGCGAAUCGCAUGAUCGUUUCAGUCACCGCUGGAGGUGAAGGAGCAGAUCCUGCCACUCUUUGCGAAGGUCCUUUAUGUGAUAUGCUUGGCGAGGGGGCUACCGAGUUCUCGAUGUACCAGGUCUUCUCGCGCUCGAGAAACGAGUCCUUCGAGUGCAACUUCAAGGUGCAGACCACAGACUGGGAGCACCCGGUGGCGUUCGCACUAUGGCGAGGCUGUCUUGACGGUUGGAAGGAAGUGCAGAGAAUUGCCGAAGGUCGUUUGCCAGCAACGAUCGUUGGAGCGCAGGCGGGCGCGCUCGACGAGCUGCCCCCCGACCGCGGCAAGCAGGUGGAGACCAACCUGCGCAAGAUCUUCCAGGAUGCCGGCCUGCUCGAGGGCGCAGGCGGGCCGCCUCCUGGCUCUGCUCUGGCUCGGUGAUGUGCGCUGCGAGGCGAUGGCCCCCUCCCCGUUGCGCAGCCCAGCGGUGCACGCGAUACGAGCCCUCCCUUCGGCGCAGCAGUGAGGAGAGCGUGGUUGUGACAGCGUGAGGGGGGGAAGUUCUGCGACAGAUGUCUGAUGCAGUUCUGCCGAGGUGCCGGCUUGGCGGAGUGCGUCGUCGGAAAGGGCGAGCAGCAGAGCGAACUGAACGCGGUGGAUUCGGCUUGAUAAGUUAGGUCCCGUGGUGGGACCUUAUUUUUUAUCUUCGUAUUUCUACUUCCCCUGCUAUUCGGCACAUUGGUUCGAGCGAAACCUGUCAUAUACGUUCUUUCCAAGUCGACCAGCUCCCUACGCCUGAAAGUGAGUUGGCACUCUAGCUGCAUCAAUUGAACUACACAUCACUUCAGCUUGAGAGCAGCUUUCCGCUUCCAGUCAGGCUUGAGCCCCAGCCUGGAUCUCGACGUGCACUUUCCCAGUCAUGAUUAGCUUAGCUUGGUGUUGCUUCGCUUUUCCCGCGGUGGCUUCUUGUUUAGGCUAGGCUUGGCUUGGUGCUUGUCAGUCGGAGAGGCAAAGAAGGUCUGCGCAUGCAAAUAUUGGCUGUGCUUUGCAAUCGCCUUUAACCAGUGGGCAAGCUAUCAUACAACGGACGCGCUUUCCAGUAUGUACUUCGCAUGAUCUAGCUUGUCUGCCCUGUACCUGGAUACACCUGUCGUGACGGGGCGGGGAUUCAUCACUCGAAAUUUUAAGGGUCAGCUAUAUGCUGUAAGUAAAAGGGUGACGCCUGCCUAUUACGAGGGCGGAGGCGAGAUGAGGUCGUAUUGCUGGGGGCAUGAGAAGGGGGGAGGCAGAGACGAUAUAGCAGGUCUAGGGAGGCUGGGCGAGCAGGGCAGCGGCAAUAAAAGAGCAGGUGCGAGGAGCAAGGCGUCGGCUCCAUGCUUGCCCACGGCUGGCCACGGCACUGAAAAGCGAGGCUGUGAAGGAUCCCCCAGGGUGGAACUGGGCGCGGUUAUUGUCUGGAGCCAGCGAUGACAUCCAAGCGCUCAGCCGCCAGGCUUCCUGUAGGAGACAAGGAAGGAGUAUUGGCUAGAGAGGCAAUUGAGGAGUCGUCGGUAUCAUGUGAUGCCUGGGUGCUGACGCUGUGACUCCCAUGACUUGCUGUACCCGAAUGGCUUGCUUCACUCACUCCGCGCCCGAAUUCGCUUCCAAAGGUCUGCCGAGCUAGGUUCUCGACAGCCUCCGCAACUCUAGCGUCCAUUCGCUCAAGGCGAUGUAGACGGUGCACGGUGCAAGAGUGCAGGGUCCAACGGAGCAUACCAAGUCUGUGCCCGUUGCCGCCAGCCUCCAAAAUAGAGCCAGCUCAAGAAGCGUAGCAAUGUCGCGCAGUGAUCUUGUUGACAGUGUGUGCGGACGAGCAGAGCGACCUUUGUUGUGUUCGAGUGCCUUUUGCGGGUGUGCUUGAUGGCGGCGUACCACGUUCGUUCGCCUUGUCUGUUGAUGCGUGACUCGUGGUGGACUGCACCGUGAUGUCAGAUGUCAGUCGUAUUGCGAAAGCGGCCGUGCGUUUCGAGGCCACACGCAGCACUGCGUGGGCAUAUAAUGUUGGUUCAGCACCCUCUGUGGUGCACAUGUGAGGUUGUCAUGCUGCACGAGUGCGCGUGCGAAUUUCCAGAUUCGCUGCCGCACUUGUCCGCCACCGUGCCAGAUGACGUAAUGCAGAGAGGCAGGAGAGUGGAAAACCCAGUUGCGGGUGAUAUGUGCGUCGAAGCUGAUGACGGUCCAGUGGAACCAGUUGACCAGUUUUAUCCGCACUCCUCCAAGAUCGACGGAUCUACCUGCUGGAUAAAUGGGACAGGGUGCCGUCGGCAGAGUUUGGCUGGUGGUGGGUGACAAUUUCUUGCUUCAUCGAGUCCGCACACGCUGCUUCAGUACAGAGGCUCGGUUUCGAGCUUCUGCAUUCUUCUUUGAGGACUCUUGUGUGCCUGCCUUGGUCCUCUUGCAGCAGCUCCGGCUCAGAGGGACGCUGUUGUUUCGGCCAGCCAUCGGACUGGAACUAUGUUAGACGACAACAAGAAGAUUGGUA